Messenger RNA from Saxophila tyrrhenica, 2442 nucleotides. RefSeq lists its product as uncharacterized. The record is from RefSeq and is a predicted model, not a curated record. Gene Ontology annotation, biological process: positive regulation of transcription from RNA polymerase II promoter by galactose; DNA-templated transcription. The coding region runs from base 1 to 2442 and encodes 813 amino acids. The transcript has a single exon. Gene Ontology annotation, cellular component: nucleus. Lineage: Eukaryota; Fungi; Ascomycota; Dothideomycetes; Mycosphaerellales; Extremaceae. Gene Ontology annotation, molecular function: zinc ion binding; RNA polymerase II cis-regulatory region sequence-specific DNA binding; DNA-binding transcription factor activity, RNA polymerase II-specific.
AUGGUAGAGGGCAUGUUCCACACAUUCCAGGCAACGACGGCUCCACCAGAGCCGGUUGAAGUGGAAUCAGGGAGGAAAUCAUACAAGAGGAUAUCAACGACCAAUGCAUGCGUGGAGUGCAGACGGCGGAAAAUCCGAUGUGAUGGCAACACUCCCUGCGGACGAUGCGCCUUCUAUCAGCAGCCGCAGCGCUGCACCUACGCCAAACCCACGCAGCGGGUGGUACCAUCCAAAAAGGCACUGGACAAGCUACAACACGAAGUCGAGAUCUACCAUGCCAUCGUGGACCGCAUGUUCCCAGGCCGGGACCUCAAUACACUUCUAGCGCUUCCGCGAGAACAACUUGUCGAUCUGGCAGUAACGUUGCCAGCACCGCGUCGGCCGUCGUCUAUCCCGCCGGAGACAGGGCUCGAUCCAGGAACCAGCCAUACCGGCACUUGGAGCUCAGAGGACGCAGAGAGUCUCGAUGCGCUGGAACAGGCGCCAGAGCGAGACCCAGAGAUUGACGAAGCGAAACGACACCGGCAUAAGGUCAACGCCAUAUCUGACGACGUCAAUGGUCUUUCAUUGUCCGUGGACAAGCAGUCGUCUUACGUUGGUAUCUCCUCCAUCAGCGCAGCUCUCAAGGUCAUCUUCAAGACAGCACCUAUUGCGGGGCCCUACAUAGCCCAAACUUACAAUCAGACUGUCCCGCCGAGUCGGAGCACCACUCCUCCGCUCAACCCUCGAAUUCUAGAUCCACAUUACCUGCCCUCCCCCGACGUUGGCCAUAAGCUGAUUGAAUCUUAUUUCAACCACGUCCAUGUCCAGAUGCCGAUGAUAGAUGAGGACCAUUUCUGGCGCACCUACCUUUACGAUGACCGUCACGAUCCGCCCUGGCUUGCUUUGCUGAAUAUGGUCAUGGCGCUGGGGUCAUUGGCAGGCUCUACUUGCGACAAUGAGGAACACUACGCAUACUUCCAGCGAGCCCGCCGGCACCUGGAUCUCGAGACAUUCGGCAGUGGCAAUCUUCUCAUGUUGCAAGCUAUGGGAUUGUUGAGUGGCUACUACUUGCACUACUUGAACCGUCCGAACGAGGCAAAUUCGCUCAUGGGAGCAACGCUCAGGAUGGCCACUGCGCUUGGUCUUCACCGCGAGUACGACGUAAGCUUGUCUUCCGGACCUUCAAGCCAAGGAGGGCGAUCAGACAACCGGGAGGUGCCCGCCGGCAUUAGAAGAAGGACAUGGUGGACUUUAUUUUGCCUGGACACUUGGGGUAACGUCGCGACUGGCCGGCCCUCACUCGGCCGAAUGGGUCCCGGUGUUACAGUAGGGAGUCCCAAGAUCCCCGAGCAAAUGAACAAUGCACAAUACAUUGCUUCCCUCAGGCUUCUUCCAAUCAUCCAUAACAUCGAGUUCUGUAAGCUGGCGACUCGCAUUCAAGACAGCCUGGCGGCGAGACCAUUGUGCAAAUUCGAAGAUUUGUUCGCCUUCGACGCAGAACUGGUCAAAUGGCACGAUGAGCUCCCUCCGAUCCUCCGGGACUCGUACUUGAGUGGGCUCGCGACCCAACGAAAGAACUCGGCUUCCGAAGGUAUGCAGCCAGUGCAAACGACACCUGCCCCUGCACACUCCUCGAGACGGACUCCGUUCGACUUCGCUCAGCCGCCAGACAGUGACUACGUUGCUUGCCCUGACAUCCUCAAGACUCCAGUGGCGGUCAUGCACUGGCGAUACCAGAAUCUUCGCAUGCUCAUGCACCGACCGUAUCUCCUGGCGGCAGCGCUGCGCCGGACACGAUUCGCUGGCAUGGGUGCAGAGCAAAAGAUCGCUGUGACCCGGUGCCGCGUCAUAGCUGGACAGACCAUUGCAGACAUUGACGCUACAUGUCGGCUAGAAUUAAUCGCCGGUUGGGCUGCUGUAUGGGAGAUGCACCAGGCGGUCAUGGUGCCGCUUGUGUCUCUGUUCUCCCACAUAUCGUUGUCGACGAAGAACGAUGAUGCCGAGAACAGCAGCGAGAGCAGUCUGUUCUCUGGCGCGACUGAUGAGGAGGUAGAAAAGUGGAAGUGGCAGAUCGAGACCGCGCUGCAAUUUUUCGACAAGAUGCGCAGCUAUUCGGUCGCAGCCAAGAAGAGUAAGGACGUCGUGGAGAGGUUGUACGAAGCCAGCAAGCACGUUCAGCGACAUCGUGAGCAGCAGACGCAACCCCCUCGCCCUGCUCAGUGCGCACUUGAUGAUGUUGCCCAAGCUUCCGACACAACACUUGCUCACUCCAACGAUCUACCAUCGGCCUACCCAGCCGACUUUGGACAGCUCGUGGCGUUCGAGGAGCCACUCCUUCCCAGCCCGGACAACGACGCCGCGAUGGAAUCUUUCUGGGACGACAUGCUGUGGGGCACCUUCCCGGAGACUGGGGACUGGAUGCAAGGCCUCCAUCAGUUUGACUGGCCCGCGGCAGAUUGA